This is a messenger RNA of Gongylonema pulchrum, 258 nucleotides long. The record is from the annotation of a GenBank genome assembly. Lineage: Eukaryota; Metazoa; Nematoda; Chromadorea; Rhabditida; Gongylonematidae.
AUGGCACUCCGAGCUGCCUUGGUACUGCUGUCAGUGAUAAUGGCAACAGUUAGUGCGUCGGGAUGGUGGGAUGAUGACUGGAGUGAUCAUCCGUAUCAUCAUGGACACCACGGUAUAUUCGAUCAUCAUCACGGACCCCACGGACUGUUUGGUCAUCACUUUGGACAUCACGGAUUGUUUGAUCAUCAUCAUGGGCAUCAUGGAUUUGGUCACGGCCAUGGUCAUCCCUGGGGCAAUGGAGUUUGGGGAUGGGAUUGA